This is a messenger RNA of Racocetra persica, 1188 nucleotides long. NCBI's taxonomy places the organism in Eukaryota, Fungi, Glomeromycota, Glomeromycetes, Diversisporales, Gigasporaceae. The record is from the annotation of a GenBank genome assembly.
AUGUUUAGAUCCGUGUAUGACUUUUUAGAAUGGAGUGCAGUCAAUUUCAAAAACAAUUUUGGAAGUAAAGAUGAAGAACAUCUUACUUAUAAAAUAAAUCUGGAAACCAUUAAGAAUAAACCAGAGAUAUUGUUAUUUCGUGACAGUUUUACGGUUAGAAAGUUAGCAACAGAAGCGUUAGAAAAUUUUAAGGAAGAAGUUAAAUCGGUUGAAGUCAAAACUUUCUGGAAAAAUUAUCCUACAUUUAUGAAUUCACUGACAAAGGUGAUAAAUUUAACUUCUACAAGAAUGGUGUCUCAGGUUUCAGAGCUUCAUGAUGAUUUAAGCAAUACGAUUUAUACAGAAAUGCGAAAUCAAAUAUCUUCAUUUUCAAAAAGGAAAAAAACCGAUUCGUUGCAAAAUAAUGGGAAGAAACUCUAUCUUGACCAAACAGAAAAUAGCCGUAUUAUGAAAGAAAUGAGAAAUACGCUUAAGGAAAAUAACAAUAUCGAGGAUAAUUCGCCAGAUAGAAAGAAACUAUUAUCUAUUAAAGAAGAAGCAGAAGAAUUAUUUAAUGAAAUAGAUAGCAAUACAACCGUUGAAUUGGACCUUUCUACAAAUAUAACAGAAUAUCUCCAAAAUCUACUCAGCGGUGAUAUUAAAAGUACAUUGUCUAAGAUAGAAAAACCUCCUAAUGAUGAAAGUCAAUUAUUAUUAUGGGUUAGAGAAGUUUGCCGUCACUUUCUUCUAUACUAUUAUUAUGGUGGCUUACAAGUUGAUGGUGGUGGUCAACGCAGACGGUUUAUCGCAUAUUGGAUUUAUUUUCAACUUUUUUCGAGAAAACUAUAUCAGAUCAUGAAUGAAGCUCAUAACGAUAGAGCAUAUAACAUUAACUAUAGUCAAAAACUGUCAAAUUCCGGGUGUGUAAGCAAAAAUGAUGCCGUCUUAUACCAAGAUAAAAUCGCUACUAUAUUGUAUGAACAAUCGUUUGGUCCUACGGAAUUCACUCUAAACUACCAAUUAAAAGAUUUUGCUAAGCUAGCGCAUAACGGAGUUGAUGAUUUGAACUUUCAUUUUAAUCAAAAUAGGAAUUGUACAACUAAUACGGCUAAAAAAUUUAAGUCUAUAGAGAUUCAUGGUUAUAAGUAUUUCUUAUCUGUAUAUCUUACAGACAUUAUUCGGAUUAGUUCUCGAGAAAUUACUAAUUGA